GGCGUGAUGACGUGAGCGGGCGCGAGUGGCGGCGGCGGCGGCGGGGGGUGGUGGCGGUGGAGGAGGCGUCUGCGCCAUGGCGAAGACCGUGGCCUAUUUCUACGACCCGGACGUGGGCAACUUCCAUUAUGGAGCCGGGCACCCCAUGAAGCCGCACCGCCUGGCGCUCACCCACAGCCUGGUCCUGCACUACGGGCUCUACAAGAAGAUGAUCGUUUUCAAACCGUACCAGGCGUCGCAGCAUGACAUGUGCCGAUUCCACUCCGAGGACUACAUAGACUUCCUGCAGAGAGUGAGUCCCACCAACAUGCAGGGAUUCACCAAGAGCCUCAACGCCUUCAACGUGGGCGAUGACUGCCCGGUGUUUCCAGGCCUCUUUGAAUUUUGCUCUCGCUAUACUGGGGCCUCCCUGCAGGGAGCAACGCAGCUGAACAACAAGAUCUGUGACAUUGCAAUAAACUGGGCAGGGGGCCUGCAUCAUGCCAAAAAGUUUGAGGCUUCUGGGUUCUGUUACGUCAAUGACAUAGUUAUCGGCAUCCUGGAGCUGCUCAAAUAUCACCCACGUGUUCUGUACAUUGAUAUUGAUAUCCAUCACGGAGACGGCGUGCAGGAGGCUUUCUACUUGACGGACCGUGUCAUGACCGUGUCAUUUCAUAAAUAUGGGAACUAUUUCUUUCCUGGUACAGGUGACAUGUAUGAAGUCGGCGCAGAGAGCGGCCGUUAUUACUGUCUCAACGUGCCUCUGCGAGAUGGCAUUGACGACCAAAGUUACAAACACCUCUUCCAGCCAGUCAUUAACCAGGUGGUAGAUUACUAUCAGCCCACCUGCAUAGUGCUGCAGUGCGGUGCUGAUUCUCUGGGUUGCGACCGCUUGGGUUGUUUUAACCUCAGUAUAAGAGGACAUGGGGAGUGCGUGGAGUACGUAAAGAGCUUCAACAUCCCCUUGCUGGUACUGGGAGGAGGUGGUUACACAGUCCGCAAUGUGGCACGAUGCUGGACUUACGAAACAUCAUUGCUUGUAGAUGAAGCAAUUAGCGAAGAGCUCCCAUACAGUGAGUACUUCGAGUAUUUCGCUCCAGACUUCACCCUUCAUCCUGACGUCAGUACGAGGAUUGAAAAUCAGAACUCCAGGCAGUACUUGGAUCAGAUCAGGCAGACGAUAUUUGAGAAUCUGAAAAUGCUGAACCACGCUCCCAGCGUGCAGAUCCAUGAUGUCCCUUCUGACUUGCUCAGCUACGAUCGCACAGACGAGCCUGAUCCAGAGGAAAGAGGCUCUGAGGAAAACUACAGCAGGCCUGAAGCUGCCAACGAGUUUUAUGACGGCGACCAUGAUAACGACAAAGAGAGUGACGUUGAGAUCUGAGGGCUCUGUUGUGGGACUCUGGACUAUGGGUGGCCCCGCUUUGGACGUUGCUGCUUGGCGCAGUUAACCGGGCCGCGUUGGAGCCAGUUAGCCCUCCCUUCGUAUUUGAUUGCCUGCGGUGGCAGCAGAAACACCGCCACCGCAGGCUUGUGCUACCUGGAGAGGCAGAGCGCGGUGAAAUGUGUUCCUUACUUCCCACCACGUGUCACGGUUCCAGCUGUCACCGCUCUGGGAAAUGGAAAAGCAACUAGCGGCUGAACCCAUACUGUGUACUGGCUGGCAGCCGUGCCGCUGCCUUCAGAGCCUGACCCGUGCCGGUUCCUUCACCUCCCGUAACUCCCGUGCGGGCUUCUGCCGCCACAGUGGGAGCUGGAGCGGUUGUGCCUACGAUCUCUGCCUCUCUUCAGCAGCAGCGCCCCGCUCUCCCCGGCCCUCCCAGUCGACUGUCCUCUAAAACCUGCCCUGAGAGUCGCUUCCUGAUGUCCCUCCUAACCAUCUGAUGCUCCACAGCUCAAGGAAAACUGUUCAAGAAGACGAGGCCGGUUGUGGGAUAGGGGUCGGGAGUGUCCCGGGAGCAGCUUGAUGGAGCAGGACGGAAGAAUGUACGCAGAGCUUACUCUGGUUUGUUCCCCUCCCGCUCAGCUUUGCGUUCCCAAACGAGUACUGCAACACGUUGCCAAGUCAGACCUAACUGCCCCUUUUUCUUUAUUCUUCGAGAGGCUAAAAUCACUGUGGAACAGAGGUUUGGCUGCCAAGGUCAGUACGUAGUGUGUCUUGCACCUCUAAUGUAGCUUCCAGAUGUGUUUUCCAAGGUCACACACGGCCUUUCUGUAUGCUAGCGAGAGAUUUGGGCUGCCCGCUCGGAGCGGCCGCCGUUCCCUUUUGACCGUGCCCAGGAGACGUCGCUCUGCUCGCGGGUGAGGGAAGCUGCUUCCUCCAAGUCCCGUCUUUCUCGCCCUCACACAGCAGAGAUUUCUCUCGGCCGUCACUCAAAUCCCAGAUUUCUGCUGCUCCUUUGCCGGAGUCGUCACCCUGGUACCUGUCGUGGUUUGGAGCGUGCCGCUUGGGGAGGCGGGGGGGGGGGGGGUGGUUCAGCCUCUGUCCGUACUGUUCUGUUUGUUUACUGAUGUCUUUAAACAUUAAAUGAAGAGGCAGUAUUUUUCUUACCAGACCUGUUGUUCGUCUGUUUAAUGCUCGCACCCUUCUGGCUCCUGUCCUCCCAAGGGUUGAGAAGGUGCGUAUCGUCCCUGGCAGGGUGGUGUCCGCCACCGUCUCACCUCUCGGAAGGAAUGGAGGGGGCGCUCAGCUCCUCCAAGCGUACGCUGGUGAGUUUUCAGCCUCAGCGCACCGUGAGGAGAGCGCCCCGAAUUCCCUCACAAGAGGACAGCUGGGCUGGUGGAUGUUCCCGCUUACGCCUCCGAGGCCAGUAAAAGCCUUGUGGGAAGCUGUGGAGCUGAUUCCAGAAACCUUCGUGCAAUUUUUCUAAAUAACGUGGUUUCUUUGGGUUGCAGUUUCCAUAAGAGUCUGCUCUUUGCAGUCGUGCUUUCCUAAAGCCUGUAUUAGUGACUAUUUUUCUUCAUUUUUAGACCUGCUGCCGUCUCGCUCUUCGCUUGCCCUCCCCAGGUCCAUGGCACUUGUCCUUUAUCAAAUAAGCUUGUAAUGGACUGCCUGGGUUGACGUUCCUCAUGUGGAAAACCGGGAGAGGUAGAAAAGAAACAGGUAUCUCACCUGAGAAACGAGGACCAGAGGGAGGCACCGACCUGAGCAGCUCUGCUGAUAGCUGGAGAUGAACCUGAGCAAGGAGAAGCAGCGGCCUCUGCAGGAGAAGGACGUGACCUUAUUCACCCGAGUCCUUUGAAUAAGUUGAAAGGAACGUACUACCUAGACAACCUCGCUAUUAUAAGCUGGCUGAUGAAUGUGACGCCCAGAUCAUCCAUUCAUCAUCUUGUACAGCGUAUGAGAAUGGACCUGACCCUGACUUCGGGUGCAAGCACCUUGACGUGAACCCUGAGCGGUGGAGCGGUAACUUGAUUGAUAAAACCAAAAUGGAGAAAAUUGAAGCCAGAGUGGUGGAACUGGAGAAAAAGAGUUUUGGCUGAUGUGGUCGGGAGAUGAUGGAAGCUGGGAUGGAGUGGAAUUGGUAAAGGCUGUUCCCGUCACAGCGGUGAAGCAGCUGCCUCCAGAGUGUGCCCGGUCUCCACUGAACUCAAGACUGACUGCACGGAAGAGCUGCAAAAAGAAAUGAAGAAGACUUUGAGGAGGAACUACUUGAUGCCCCUGAUGGAGAGGCUGAAAGAAGAGCCUGAAGACACCAAGAAAGAAAUGGCUUUGGGCUCUUCUUCCCUACCUGCAGCUUCACUUUCAGGCACUGCAAGGAACAUCCCACCACCACACCCCAUCCACUCCCAGGCACUGUUUCUGGAGUCAUCUCACCAGCUUCUCUGCUCCCAGGGUGUUCUAGCAUCCCACCGCCUCCACCAGGUGCACCUCGACUGCUUCCAUGAGGAUCAUCUACAAAGAUUCUCAGCCAGCCGUACAACUGUGAAGACCACAUUGGACUAAG
Chroicocephalus ridibundus (black-headed gull) is the source of this 3926-nucleotide messenger RNA. RefSeq names its product histone deacetylase 3 (gene HDAC3). Gene Ontology annotation, cellular component: nucleus. Gene Ontology annotation, molecular function: histone deacetylase activity. Lineage: Eukaryota; Metazoa; Chordata; Aves; Charadriiformes; Laridae. Bases 77 to 1363 code for a protein of 428 amino acids. The record is from RefSeq and is a predicted model, not a curated record. The transcript has 21 exons.